Molecule: messenger RNA, 165 nt
Organism: Plenodomus lingam JN3
Lineage: Eukaryota; Fungi; Ascomycota; Dothideomycetes; Pleosporales; Leptosphaeriaceae
Source: RefSeq, a predicted model, not a curated record
AUGUAUUAUCCCCCCGCUCGGAACCCAGGAACAAAAUCCCAAAUCACCGACCAUGCCCAAAACCUCCAUCUUUCCUUGGCAAAAAACAACAACAACAACAUUGACAAAAAAAAGCUCGACUCUGCAUUCCAAUGCAUGCCAUGCACCAGCAAGCCCAAUAGCUAA